Messenger RNA from Penicillium bovifimosum, 987 nucleotides. Its product is annotated as putative mitochondrial carrier protein. Bases 1 to 987 code for a protein of 328 amino acids. NCBI's taxonomy places the organism in Eukaryota, Fungi, Ascomycota, Eurotiomycetes, Eurotiales, Aspergillaceae. The record is from RefSeq and is a predicted model, not a curated record. Gene Ontology annotation, biological process: transmembrane transport. The transcript has 6 exons. Gene Ontology annotation, molecular function: transmembrane transporter activity.
AUGCCGGACAGCAAAUCUUGGAUCAUGGAUGAGGCCACACGAAACAGGCUUCUGAAAAAGUACAAAACACAGGUGACUUCGGGGGCGUCGGCUGUUUGCGCGACGCUGGCCGUGACCCCUCUGGAGAAUGUCAAGACACGGAUGCAGACUCACAGCUUCCAAAACAUCUGGCAAUGCGUUCGCUAUUUAUGGCGCACAGAAGGGCCCCGAGGAUAUGUAGCUGGCGCACUUCCACCCUUGGCGAGCGUCGCGGUAGUCCGUAUUGUCAACUUCACCGUGUACAAUGCCUUCAAAGACAUGAUUGCCACCAAUGUGGAGCGCGUAACGGGUUCCAAUCCGUUGGACGAUUACAAGAAGGUUGGAAGCACCCCAACCUUGGCGGGUGUGCUCACUUUUACUGCAGCAGGCCUCGUAUCUGGCCUGGUGUCAUCGCCUUUGGCUUGCCCUUUUGAGCUGGCCAAAAAUGUCGUCCAGACAUCGGUCCUAGUCUCGAAUCGCGCGAUGGCUGCGCCAGACGCAGCCCACGACUCCUCUUUGCGCCAUAAGCCCCGCUUAGGAACUAUUCAAGCCUUUAAGAAAAUAUACGGGCGAUAUGGCUUCCGUGGACUUUAUACUGGUUUCCGCUUGCAUGCCCUGCGCGAUACGGUGGGCACGGGACUGUACUUCGGCGUUUACGAAACUGUGAAGCAGGUAGCUGCGAAGGAGUUGGGCCAAGAUAAAAACCCGUUCGGUGCACCCAUGAUUGCUGGUGCAAUCUGCAGCACUGUGCCCUGGUUCUGUACUUAUCCCCUCGACACGCGUAAAACUCGUGCACAGAGCGUGCUACUUGGCAAAACAAGCGAGAUCGGCGAGGCAUCGCAAGCUGUCGCUAAAUCCAGCACGUACAGGGGCUUGUCUAUCCUUCUUAUUCGGACCGGCGUGAACAACAUGAUCUUGCUCACCAUUUUCGAAUAUCUCAAAUCGCGCAUCGACGAGCUGCCGAACUGA